UUUUGACUGGAUUUUUUAUUUUAGGUAUGAAUUUUCGAAUUUAGGUAAUUUUUGCAAACUUAAAUACUUGAUACCUUAGAUAUUAUAAAAACUAAAUGAAGGAAGGUUUUAAAUUCGAAAUAAAUUUAUAAUAUUAUAAUUUUGAUAAUAUAUAUAUAUAUAUAUAUAUAUAUAUUAUUUUAAUUUUAAUAUGUAUAUGUACAAUUUUAAUGUCGGUACUAAAUGGUGCCAAAAAAAUAAUCACGGCAGUAAUUAAUUUGAUUGAGAUUUUUAUUUUGGGUUGAAAUUUUACUAUUUAGGUAAUUUUUCCCUACUUAAGUACUUGAUAUUUUUCAGCACAUAAUCCCCUCCCUAAUAUAUGGACGAAUUAAAAACUUGAAUACUUGAUAUCUAUGUUAUUAUAAAAAUUAAAUGAAGGAAGUUUUUAAAUUCGAUAUAAAUUUAAAAUAUUGUAAUUCUGAUAUAAUAUAUAUAUAUAUAUAUAUAUACAUACAUAUAUAUAGAUUUAGGUUCACGUGAGAACUUAAUCUUAGGAGAGUAAAAAAGAUCCCAUCUUCACCAUUGGAUUAGAUUAGAAUAAUCCGUGCGCCUAAACCUUCAUUAUGGGUAAUAAAGUCAAUUUGAAUUGUACGUUUGUAGACUUCCUAAACGUACGAUGCAUGAUUUCCUUCUACAACCGUUUCUCCAGGAUUUCUUUCCAAAGAUAUUUUCGUCCAUCUGCGUUCUUCUUUCCUUGUUCAAAGGUAUUGAUUGAAUUUCGUCCAGAAGCGAAAGCUUUGCUCGGAUUUUGGUGCUCUAUUAUUCUUCCUUUGGCGUUUUUUCUUUCCGGCCUCCUUUGUGCUUGUCGAGUUUUAACCUAUCGUAUUUGGUGUACUGCGUUUCGAGUUUCCAGGCCAAAGAUUAUAUGGACUUCGGUGAGUAUUAUUGGAAUGAAUUUUGUUAUUGUUUAAACUGAUCAAGUUUAACAUUCUGGGAUGAUUAUAUGUGCAACUUUUACCCAAAACGGACAAUUAGGACAUAUGAUUUUUUCGUUGUUUCAAUAUUGUAAACAACAUGCGCUUAAUGGAUUUAAAAUUUGUGUAAUGUACAUGCUUAAACUAUGACUAUUUUGGAAUGCACUCUAAAUUGGAUUAUGAUGGAUAUGCUAUACGUUUGGUUGGAUAUUGCACUUUUACUCUAGUGUAUGUUAAGAGCACGUUUUUGUUAAUUUAUGAGUAUUAUUGAUGCGCACUUCGAAUAUUAUUAUGAUGCUCUUAUAUGCAUUCUUAUAUUGCACUUUUACUGUAGUUUAUGUUAAUAGCAUGUAUUUGUUAAUUUCUGAAUAUUUUUGUUGCACACCUUAAAUAUUAUUGUCAUGCUCUUAUUAUCUUAUAUGCAUUUUGAUAUUGCCCUUUUUUGUAUACAUUUUGCUAAAGCAUAUUUUUGUGAAUAUUUUUUUUGCAUGCUUCCAUUAGAUUCAAAUGAUGUUCCUUUCAGUGCAUCUGAAGCCGUUUCUCAAUCAUUUGAUGUUAAUACAAUGCAAGUUUCUCCGGGAUCCACUAUGUACUGCACACCGGAUUGUGACCCUGCUUUUAAACCGCAUGUUGGUAUGUUGUUCAACAACUUGCAUGAUGGUAUGAGUUUUUAUGAUCAAUAUGAAAAAAUUUGUGGUUUUGAAUCACGUAAAAGUAGUCAAAAAGGGCUCGUGGUGGCGUUAUUCUUUGGAAACAUAUGGUGUGUAAUAGGCAGAGCUUCAAAAAUGUAUCUAAAUCUAAGACGGUUGCACCUAACAGUGAUUCCUGCAAGAAUGUUGAUUUAGAUAAUGAGUGUAGCGGUGAAAACGAAGAGUUCAUUAUUGAAAAUGAGUCAUGUGAAUCUGAUGGAUCUGAAAAUAAAGAGGAAGCUCACGUUGAAGAUUUAGCAACUCCUGGCAUAUGCGUCGAUGAUGACAAGAAAACAAGACACACAGUUUCUAAUAGGUGUGAUUGCAAAGCUCGUGCAGUUUUUAGGCUUGCAGGCAUGGAUGGAUACAAAAUUAAAUUCUUCGAGGAGAGGCAUAAUCAUUCAAUGCAUUCCCUUUCUUCACUGCGUUUUUUAAAAACCAACAGGAAACUCGACAUUGGUCAUCAAAAAUUUGUCCUUAAUUGUGCUAAAGCAAAUAUCGGUACUAUGAAAUGCUACCGAUUGUAUAAGGAAACUGUUGGGGGUUAUGCCAAUAUUGGUGCCACAUCCGUGGAUUUUAAGAAUUUUAAACGCGACUUGAAGGCUUAUUUAGUUGGUGUGGAUGCCCAAAUUUUGAUAGAUAAGCUAUUUAGAAAGAAAGAGAUUUCUUCAGCGUUUUCAUUUGACUACGACGUUGAUGAGAGUGACCAGCUAACACAUGUAUUUUGGGCGGAUCCAGUAUGCAUAAAGAACUAUGCGUUAUUCGGGGACGUUGUCUCUUUUGAUGCUACAUAUGAGAUGAACAUGUUUUGUUUUUUAACUAAUUAUUGCAUUUAUUAACUUCACUUUUUUUAUUUAUAUGCGUUUUUAAAUUAUUGUUUUUUUAAUUAUGUUAUGCAUUGCAAAAGCAUUGGUCAUGCACGUAUUUUGUUUAUUCAAUGCACUUUUGUGUUUUUACUUCACAAUGUAGGUAUGACAUGGUUUUUGCCCCUUUUACUGGCGUUGAUAAUCACAAAAAGUGCAUUACUUUUGGUGUGGGUUUGUUGUCCAAAGAAGAUGUGGAAUCAUAUGUUUGGUUAUUUCGUUAUUUCUUGAAUGCAAUGGGUCGGGAACUAAAGUGCAUCAUAACAGAUCAAGACCCAUCCAUGAAAAUUGCUAUUCCACACGUCUUCACCAAAUCAUGUCACAGAUUUUGCAUGUGGCAUAUUAUGGAGAAGGAUCGGGAUAUUGUGUUGCCACAUUUUUUUGUGUUGAAAGAGAAGAAGGUCAAUUCAAUCCCAGAUAGAUAUGUGCUACGUCGAUGGUGCAAAGAUUCCAUUUUAAAGCCCCUUAAUGCAUUUGAAGCUGGCAUUUUUCAACAGUGUCUUGACACAGAAGAACAAAACCUAGCCAUGAAGACAUUGUGGUCUGAUAUUCAUUUUUGCGUUGGAAUGAUUGACCAAAAUCCUCAAAUGUUUCAGCAGUUUGCAGAUGCCAUUAAGGUGCAGAAAGAUUUACUGUCUACCUCUCAAGGAAAUAGUGCAUCAGGAUCUACAAAAAAUGAUGUUUUCAAAGCCUUUUAUGGGUCCUUUAUUCCUACCCAAGUUAGUGUGCGCCCACCACAGCAGGCUCGAAAUAAGGGUUGCGGUAAGAGAAUUAAAGGAGGCAAGGAGAAGGCAAUUGAAGUGAGCCAGAAGUCUAAGAGAAUAUGUAGAAAAUGUAAUAAAAAAGGCUAUCAUGACAGUCGAAAUUGUCCUUUGAACUCGGAUGAAUGAUUAUUCUUUUUUAUUUGUCUUUCACAAGUUGGCCUUUGAGCUUGGAGCAAUGUUGCUUUUUUAUGACUUGUAAUUUGAUUUCGUACUUGUCAUAAUAUCACAAAUUAAUUGUG
Molecule: messenger RNA, 3508 nt
Organism: Cuscuta europaea
Lineage: Eukaryota; Viridiplantae; Streptophyta; Magnoliopsida; Solanales; Convolvulaceae
Source: the annotation of a GenBank genome assembly